CACCACCACCAUUUCACCAGCACCAGGGGGCGGUGUGGCUCUUCCCACCCAGCCGUGUGCUUUACGCCACAAAUUUUGAAACUUCUGAUCGAGGAAGAAGGUCGUGCAGGGAAACGGCAAUGGCGUCGUCGGGCAGUCAAGGGAUGCUGUCCGAGGACCAGCUCCUCCAUCUCUUCGACCGCUUCUCCUUCCUCGCUUCUCUGCCCGAUGUUAAGCAGCGGAUUUCGGAUGCUGUGCAGGACAAACAGGAAGCUGUUGCUGUGACUACAGAAAUCCAAGAAGAAAUAUUUCAGGAGAUGGGUAUUGACCCAAGAUUUGGCAUAGCAUGCCUGGGAAGAGUAAACAUGGUUUAUGAGAAUGACCGGGAUUUGAUGAUUCGUUUCUAUAAAUUUGUUGCAAAGGAAGAAGCGGCUUGUGAUGAGGCUGAAUUUGGGCCAGAUGAAUUUUCAGAAAGAAUGCUUUAUCAGCAGAAACUGCAGGAACAGCAAUUGGAGAUGCUAAAGUACAUGCGCCAAUUUAACCUCGACGAUCAGUCAGCAAUCCUUGAUAAGUUGCGGCAGCAAAUAGAAAAUUGCAAUUUUGACAGUGAAGCAUCAGUUUUGUCACCAGAACAAAUUCAAGAGACUGUCCGAAGAAGGGUAUCGCCUCUAUUUACGCCAAGGGUAGCAAGUUGAGGUGAACAGCACAAUGACUUGUUAAUCUGCUCCAGCGCUGCUUGGUUUGCUUUUUUGUCUGGUUCUAGCGCUGUUCUUUUGGUUCAAAUUGUCACCUGAAGCAACCAGGUGACCGAUGUUACAAUGUGUUAAAAUUCUUAGACUUGCAUGUUAACCAUGGCACUGCCAUGUACAUUUGACAAGAGACCUUGUAGAUGGAUAUCAUAUAUAAGCAAUUAUUACUCGUGUCACGGGAA
Messenger RNA from Syzygium oleosum, 910 nucleotides. RefSeq lists its product as uncharacterized. The transcript has 8 exons. Lineage: Eukaryota; Viridiplantae; Streptophyta; Magnoliopsida; Myrtales; Myrtaceae. The record is from RefSeq and is a predicted model, not a curated record. Bases 120 to 674 code for a protein of 184 amino acids.